CAAACGGUCGCGGUCGGGCUGACAGCGCAUGCGCCGUAUCCAUGGCACCUGGGACGCCACAGACGUUUAUAAUCUGUGAAGAUGUCGGCCAAAAAGUCAGACAAAGGGGUCAGGGGAUCAGCCAAAGGCGCCAAGGAGACCAAGGAGGCCAAGGCAGAGAGAGAGCGGCUCGAGAAGGAGGAGGAGGAGAGGAGGCUUCAAGAAAAAGAGAUGGCGCGCCUCCAGGAGGAGCAGGAGAAGCAGGAGAGGCUGGAGCGGGAGAGGAGGGAGCAGGAGGAGAUGGAGAGACUGGAGGCCAAGGACCAAGAACGCAGAGAAGACGAGCUGAACGAAGUCCGCCAUCUGCUGGAGGAAAACCAAGUUGCAGUUAAGAAAUGGCUUGUUGACACGAGAGAGAAAGCCAAGUGGGACAGGUUCAUGCUGUGUGACGGCCGACCCGACCCCUCCCAGACCCAGGAAGUGAACACCUACAUCAGCCUCUGGAGGGACGACCCUGAGGUGGACGCCGUCCCGGCCCUGCAGCAGUGCUCCCUCGCCCUGCAGCUGAUCGGGGCCCUGGAGGACGAGCAGGAGGAGGUGCAGGAGGAGGAGCAUCAGAGGCUCCUGGAGCACAUCCACUGUCUGCAGGAGCUGGUGCACCACAAGCACCUCCUCAUCGCCCAGGAGGUGCUCAACCACGCUGGCUCCAAGGUGGACAUUGAGACAGGCAACAUGGCGACGGUUGUCAGGGACGACCAUGUCACCCUCUGUGUCUGGGCCAACCUCAACAAGAACCCGCGGUUCAAGGGCUUCCAGUUCGAGGAGGCGGGCGUGGCCUUCGAGCUCCCCAAGCCGCUGGCCCUGAGUGACGUGGCCCUCCGAGUCCUCCACACCCGCUACGACCACCUGUCUCCCCACGCCAGGCUCACCGCCCUGGGGGGGCGGCCCCUCAGCAGCAGGACGCCCGGAGGAGAGGAGGAGCCCUCGUCCAAACCGGGGUCCCCUGUCCAAGGGGAGACGGGAGAAGGGGUGGGGAAGAAAGAGAGCCCUAGACAAGGGAAAGAGGAGGAGGUGCAGUCGGUUCUGGGGUCCGUCAGGAGGAAGAGUGCAGGGAGCGUCCUGUCAAAUAGGAGCAGCAGAACCAGGCCAGUGGAAGAACCGGAGGACCAGAAACAAACACAGAUGGAAGCAAGCGAGGAGGUACCAGCUGAACCUGAGGAGCCUGACAUCGUGAAGGCUGUAGACGUGGCGACGGUGGACUUGCAGCGCUACACGCCCCUGGGCGGAGUCUACUACUGCGACGUGUUCCGCCUCCCCCCGCAGGCCAUCCUGGCCAGGGGCUGGUCGCUGCGACAGGUGCUUGAGAGGGGGCUGGAGGCUCUCCCCUACCCAGAGGAGAGCUCCGAGACCCAGCCCGGCUCCUCCCCCGAGGCCCCGGAGGCCCCGGAGCCCGUGGGGCUGUCCCUCACCGUGCCCGACUACGUCCUGCUCCUAAAGGCCCCCAAUGUGGCCAUCUGGGACCCCACAGCCAUCCAGUGGACGACAGCGGGCGUCAGCGGCGUGUCGUACGAGGCGGACCAGGCCCGGGUCUCCUUCAAGAUGGGCUCCUUCCGGGCCUUCGUGCUGCUGCAGGAGACAUACUGCCUGCUGCCCCUGCAGGCCUGGACCCUGCAGCCGCUGGGGCCGGACUCAGCGCGCCUCAGGGUCACCUCAGCGCUCAUCACUCUCAGCAUCACCGUCAAGGGGCACCAGUGCAUGCUGCAGGUGGAGCAGGAGGAGGUCCUCUCCCACCUGCAGGGUCAAUGGAUGGGCUGCGGGGCUCUGAGGAAGGCCAUGGCCAACGCCGGCCUCAACCUCUCCGUUAACGAACACACGGACCGAUACAUCCGCUCCUGUGGCAAGGACCCUCUGAGUGAGCACACGGCCUACGAACAGAUGGCCCUCCAGGCCUCUGCCGUGGCCUUCUCCUGGAGCCAGUGGAACGCCAGGUGUGGAGGCGAACACAUGGUUGUACAGGCGUGUGAACACCACGGCCCCGCCCUGGUCCCGGGGGGCCCCUGGAGCCUAUACCUCUUGGGGGCCCAGCGCAGCCAGAAGCUGCAGAUGACCGAGGAGAGCCCGGCCUUCUCCGUCGAAAUCAGCCCCGACACAGAGUUCCACUCCACCUUCCUCCACACGCUGCGCGACGACCUGAGCCCCGAGGGCGGGGCCGUGACCAAGACCUCCCACUUCCUGUUUGUGGACACGGUGCAGAGCCUGCUGUGCGCCACCCGGCUGCUCAACUACUGUUGAAGAGCGGCAAAGUAGGACGACGGCAGGAGCCGUCUCUGUUGAAAUGGGGUUCAUAGACCCUUUACAUAGCAGGACAAACAGGCUCACUCAUAACCCACAUUUAGUCUGGUCCUCUCAUUUACUACGACGUUGGUCUAUUACUCAUGCCCUGACACGUGAAAGAAGCAGACCCAUAGUUCAUGUGACGAGGAGCGCCUGUCUUUGUCUGGCUACCCCAUUGUGAAAGGGUCCUUUGCAGUAACCUUGUGGCCCCUGUAGUGCAGUGCGGUCUCUAGGGUCUGAUGUGAGCGCUGGUUACUUAGUUUAGUGUCAUCCGGUUUGAAGGGACAGAGUGCCGAUCUGAUGCGAGUUCUGGGGGACGAUAUCCCGGUUCAAUCUGACGUAACAGAUCGAAGUUGUAUAUUUAAAAUAGUACGAAGUGAGUUAGAUUAGAAACGCACCUCACACAGAUUUUUCUACAAUUGGCGACUUUAUUUGUGAAAAGUUUCAAACAACCUCUUUGGAAUAUACAAAAAGCGUAAGACUUUUAAAACGGUGCACAGCACGGCAACAACUUAAAACAAAAAUCUGUUUGGUGCUUCACUCACUCAUGAUCAAAAACAAUCCGUUCAUGGAAACAAACAUUUUUAUAAAUAGAUUGUAAUUAUAUUUCAAAAAACACAAAUAAAACGUUAUUAUUAGCGGUGUUAUAUUACUCUGAAAGGAUUGCUCCUGGUCCCAUUGAGAAAUAAUAUCUUGGUAAAAAGGAGAAGGUCGAUUCUUCCAUCCCCUUCCGUGUUUCAGACCUUCCUUGUGCUUAUUGAACAGGGGGGAGUUCUCCAACGUCCUCUGAAGUGUUAUUGAUCUGCACCGAUCACAUCUUCUGAAAUCGUGUCGGAGACAAAACGAGUCGUCCAGCUCACAGGAUGAAUGAAUAAAACAGUGAACGUUCCUUCAAGUGUUCAUCUUGUCGUAUUAUUCAUUCAAACACAAA
Messenger RNA from Gadus chalcogrammus (walleye pollock), 3244 nucleotides. RefSeq names its product dynein axonemal intermediate chain 7 (gene dnai7). Bases 82 to 2271 code for a protein of 729 amino acids. The transcript has 17 exons. NCBI's taxonomy places the organism in Eukaryota, Metazoa, Chordata, Actinopteri, Gadiformes, Gadidae. Gene Ontology annotation, molecular function: microtubule binding; beta-tubulin binding. The record is from RefSeq and is a predicted model, not a curated record. Gene Ontology annotation, cellular component: axoneme.